UGACUACACACAGUCCAAUUAAUAAGUACAAGAUGGCAAGCGAGGUAAAUGAAAUUACUGCUGAAGCGAGUGAAAAUAAUGAAGCGAUUACGGGAAGAAUAUCUUCGACAUCUGAGGGAAUGGCCCUUGCUUAUGGAAGCUUGAUAAUUAUGGCUAUUUUACCUAUCUUCUUUGGUAGUUACCAAGCUGUUAAACACCAUAAGGAGCAGCAGCAACAAUGUAAAAAAAGUGGAGAGCAGCCAGAUACAAUGUCUCGCAAAGAAGCAGCAAUAUUUCCUUUUAUUUCCAGUAUUACAUUAGUUGGACUGUAUGUAUUAUAUAAGAUAUUUGACAAGGAGUUAGUUAAUCAAAUCUUAGCUGCAUAUUUUUUUUUCUUAGGAAUCUUAUCUUUGUGUCAUCUUACCAGUCCUUUAAUUUCAUCACUAGUACCUGCUGCAAUUCCAAAAACUCAUUAUCACAUAUUAUUCACUAGGGGUGAAGGUGACAAGGCAGAACAUAUUAUCAAUUAUAAAUUUAACCUUCAUGAUAUUGUUUGUCUAAUAUGUUGUUCCCUUAUUGGAACUUGGUAUUUUCUAAAAAAGCAUUGGAUUGCCAAUAAUUUAUUUGGAAUUGCAUUUGCGAUUAAUGGUGUAGAAUUGUUACAUGUGAACAAUUUUGUAACAGGAUGUAUUUUGCUUUGUGGACUCUUGUUUUAUGAUGCAUUUUGGGUAUUUGGUACAGAUGUAAUGGUAACAGUCGCGAGAUCGUUUGAAGUACCAAUUAAGUUAGUGUUUCCUCAAGAUAUAUUGGAGAAAGGACUUACAGCUAGCAAUUUUGCCAUGCUGGGUUUAGGUGACAUCGUUUUGCCAGGAAUUUUCAUUGCUCUUUUAUUGCGAUUUGAUAAUAGUUUGAGUAGAAAAACAAAUGUCUAUUUUUAUUCGACAUUUUUUGCAUAUUUCAUGGGACUGUUAGCUACAAUGCUCAUUAUGCAUUUAUUUAAUCACGCACAACCAGCUCUGUUAUAUUUGGUACCUGCUUGUUUAGGUACUCCUCUGCUUCUAGCAUUAGUCAAAGGCGACUUGAAAGCAUUAUUUUCUUAUGAAGAUCAUCCAAUUAAUACGAUACAAACGGAAAAAUCGGCUCAAACACAAGUAGAAAUGAAAAAAGAUACAUAAUAUUUAAGGUGAUCAGUGUAAUAAAAUUUUCAGCAUUUUUAUUAUGCUGUUAUUCUAAAUUUAUCUUAUAUAGAAAAAAAAAAAAAAAAAAAAAGAUAGUUUGUCUUACGCUCAAGCUGUACAAUCAUGAAAUUUAAAAGUGUCAAUAUGUAAUUGUCUUACAUGCACACUGUGAAAUAAUCAUUUGGUUAUUAUUAAUAUAAUUAGUAUCCAUAUAUUUAAAUUCAAUUGAAUCAAUGAUUUAUAACUUAUUUCAUAUUUGUAUUGCUUUUCAUGAAUGUCAAUACAUAUGAAAAGAUUAAU
Apis laboriosa (Himalayan honeybee) is the source of this 1457-nucleotide messenger RNA. RefSeq names its product minor histocompatibility antigen H13. Lineage: Eukaryota; Metazoa; Arthropoda; Insecta; Hymenoptera; Apidae. Gene Ontology annotation, molecular function: aspartic endopeptidase activity, intramembrane cleaving. The transcript has 6 exons. The record is from RefSeq and is a predicted model, not a curated record. Bases 33 to 1154 code for a protein of 373 amino acids. Gene Ontology annotation, biological process: membrane protein proteolysis. Gene Ontology annotation, cellular component: lumenal side of endoplasmic reticulum membrane; membrane; cytoplasmic side of endoplasmic reticulum membrane.